CGUGGUUCACGUCGCAUUAGUUGCAAAUGUGGAAAUGGAUUCUGCAAAGUUUCGGAAUUGUAAUUGUUUUCUUUCCAAUGUGACCCGUUUAUGAAAACUUAAAGACCGUCGUCGCUGCACUAGAUCUUUAUGUUGUUCUGAAAAGCAGUAUUGGAUAAGACAGACGGGCGAAGAUGGAUGGUUGCGAAUAUUUAAUGUCAGCAGAAAACAUGGAUCCGACGUUGUCAGAACUUGGACAGGAGUUUACACUGGGUGACAUUGAUGAAAUACUCCAGUUUGUCACCAACCAAGUAGAUGACCUUCCUGACCACUCUGAAGACCAAAAUGCCCUGGGUUGUGUCCAAGGCAGCAGGCCUGGAGCCCUUCAACAAAUCCCUCAGACCCCACCAACACCACAAACCUCCAGUGCUGCAGUAUUCAAAACCAGCCUCCCUGUACACACCUCCCACACUGUCCCCAUCACCACCACUCUGGCUCAAGUGUUCUCUGCUCAGCCCCAAACCCGCACCCCACCCCUGCUCCAGCCAAAGCCCCAGCCAGUACCACAAAUCCAGCUGCAGCAGGCCCAGGUCCAAACUCAAGCCCUGACCAUUAACUCUCCAUCCCCACCUGGCCAUGCCCAGCCUCACGGUCUCUCAGUGCAAACUCUGGCACAGAGGGUGCUGUUCACACCUGGUCUGGCCAGUGGCUCCCAGUCUCAUUUCAUCCAGAACUCCCUCAUCUGCCACCAGAACCCCAUGUCUGGUUUCCAAGUCUUCCAACCACAAAUGCAGAACAUUAUGACCUCACAGCAUGUCCAGCCAAUGGCAUUUCAGCAUCAGAGCGUCCUGACCCAAUCGGGCCAGGCCAUCCAGACGCUGGCCACAGCCCAACCUGCAGUGCAGGCCAUGUCACAGCAAGUGCAACAGAUUCUGAUACACCAGCCCCAGAUGAUAACGACAGAAUCCCUGGUGCUGACCACUCUGAAACCCACUGUGACGCAGGUUCUGUCCAGCAUACACAACUCGACUGGUAUUACCGGCCUGACAACCCCCAUCCAGACUUCUGCCCUGCAAGUUCCAACCCUAUUGGGUGGCAAUGUUCUAACCACCAUGCCGGUGUUGGUGGGGGGCGGAGACAAGGUGCCAGUCAACCAGCUAUCUCCCGGGACAUUCCUGAGGGGGAGCAUGGACUACUUUGGACAGGAGCAGGGGGCGGGGAUAGGGGUGGGGUUUGGGCUGGAGGGAGAGGCAGUGAUGAACGAAGGAGAGAAGAGGUCCACUCACAACGUCAUCGAGAAGAGGUACCGCUCAUCCAUCAAUGACAAGAUCAUGGAGCUGAGAGACCUGGUCAUGGGCAGCGAUACCAAGAUGCAGAAGUCAGGGGUUCUGCGGAAGGCCAUUGACUACAUCAAGUACAUGCAGCAGGUCAACCAGAGGCUGCGGCAGGAGAACCUGGCCCUCAAGGUGGCCGGCCAGAAGGGCCGAGUGGAGGCAAACAGCACGGCGACAUCCCCUCCUGCCUGCAUUUCAGGCUCCAACUCACCACAGAAGGUCCCCCACUGUACAAACUCAGAGUCAGAGAGACCCCUGCUGGCCCAAGAGCAGGUGAGGAGUGAGCCGGACUCUGAGGGAGUGAUGGACCGCUCGCGUCUCCUCCUCUGUGUCCUCACCUUCCUCUGUCUCUCGCUGAACCCCCUCCCCUCGCUCCUGGGGUCUCGAGCCCAGGCCGGGCCCAGCUGGGACUCGGUAGAGCCUGGACACAGAGCCUCCAGAACCAUGUUCGGCCUACCCGGCCAAUCCCAGAACUACGCGGGCUGGCUGUGGGUGCUGCUGCCCUGGGUGACUGCGUGGGCGCUGAGCUGUGCUGGGGCAGUGUGGGGCUGCCUCCGGGUCCUGUGCCUCUGGGAGCCCGUCACCCCGCUCCACUCGCCCAAAUCCGUCUGCUUCUGGAGACACUACAAGCAGGCAGACCUCCAGCUCCACAGGGGUGACUAUGCAGCUGCAGCUGCCAGUCUGCAGUCCUGCAUCUCUGACCUGUCCAGAGAGCUCCCAGCCUCCUCUUUUGAUCUAGCUUGCUCCCUCUCCUGGAAUGUGAUCCGCUACUGCCUGUACUGGCCCGCCCCACUGCGCUGGCUGGGUGUGCAGAUUGCAGGGGGGCACAAGGGGGAGGAGUCUCAAACCAGUUGCCGUGACGCUUCUCUAGCCUAUCACAGGCUCAGCCAGCUACAGCUUACAGGGCACCUGCCCCAGUGCAGCAGUCUGUGGGCUCUGUCCCUGUCUCUCAGCGCGGUGAACCUGAGUGAGAGCGCCCGGGGGAAGGUGACCCCGGCGCAGAGGGCUGAGAUCUACGUGACGGCGGCCAUCGCUCUGCGCUCCACGCUGGGCCCCCGGCCCUCCUGCCUGCCUGGUUACCUGUUGAGCUGUGUGGAGAGUAUGGCCUUUCCUUCUUCAGACACCGCACUGCUCCCUGAUUGGCUGCAGUGGCUAUUUACACCAUUGGGAAAACAGUUCUUCAUGAGUUGCGAUUGGUCUGUGAAACUCAGUAGCCGAGAGGGGGUGUACACUUCUCAGAGAGACCCAGCCGACCCCAUUGCCCAGCUGCACGGCUGCUUCUGUGAGAGGCUGCUGGAGAGAGCUGUGCACACGCUCAUCCAGCCUGCGACCAGCGCGGCUCCGGAGAGCAGCCGAGAGAACUGCAGGGAGUUUGUGGGAGCCAUGGAGUAUCUCCAGCUGUUGAGCAGCUGCACAGAAGAAUCCCUCUGCCCCUCUAGCCCUGUCCCUCCCCCGCCCAGUCAUAGCUCUGCUACAGUUGGGGACCCUGUGUGCCGGUGGUGGGCGUUGGUCCUGAAGGCAGCUGUCCAUUGGCUGCAGGGUGAUGAUGCAGCAGUGAGGUCAUUGCUGGCUGAGGUGCAGCUCAUGCCCAAAACCCUGCAUGUACUAAAUCACCCUUUGCCCAAAGCUGUGAGGCAGCUGUGCAGGGCGGUGGAACUGAGCCUGGCCCCGCUGAAGGGGGAGGGGGCUCUGGGGUGCCUGUCCCAGUGCGACCGGGCCAGCGGACACCUGCGGGCCAGCAUCUCUGUGAGCCACGUGCAGUCUGGGAGCUGGCUGAACAAGGGGGUGGAGCUCCUGGUGUGUGACCUCCUGCUGACCCUGAGGACCAUUCUGUGGCAGCGAGGGGGCGGCCCCAUUGGUGAGCCUGGCCCUGCCUCCGGUGCCCAAUUGGCUGGAUUUCAGGCUGACCUCAGCUCUCUGCGCAGACUGGGGCUGUGUCACAGGCAGGCCCAGCAUAAGGUGUUCCUGCACGAGACGACGGUGAGGCUGAUGGCGGGGGCCAGCCCCACCCGCACCCAGCGUCUGCUGGAGCACAGUCUGAGACGCCGUGGACACCACCCCAACGAGACUACAGGGGGGGACUGUGUGCCGGGGGAGAGGGAGCGGGCCCACGCCAUCCUGCUGGCCUGCCGCCACCUGCCCCUGCCCCUGCUGACGCCCCCGGGGCACCGCGCGCGGCUGCUGGCCGAGGCCCGGCGCACGCUGGAGCGCGUGGGGGACCGGCGCUCCGUGCAGGACUGCCAGCAGGUCCUCCUGAGACUGAGCGGGGGAGCCACCAUCGCUGCCUCCUGACUGAGCACACACACACACACACACUCUCACUCUC
Conger conger (European conger) is the source of this 3639-nucleotide messenger RNA. Its product is annotated as sterol regulatory element-binding protein 2-like. Gene Ontology annotation, molecular function: DNA-binding transcription factor activity, RNA polymerase II-specific; RNA polymerase II cis-regulatory region sequence-specific DNA binding; protein dimerization activity. Bases 174 to 3605 code for a protein of 1143 amino acids. The transcript has 19 exons. Gene Ontology annotation, cellular component: nucleus. The record is from RefSeq and is a predicted model, not a curated record. Lineage: Eukaryota; Metazoa; Chordata; Actinopteri; Anguilliformes; Congridae. Gene Ontology annotation, biological process: positive regulation of cholesterol storage; positive regulation of transcription by RNA polymerase II.